AUGGUGCCAUUACGGUGGGGAUGGUGGCUGUCCUCUUGUUCCCUUGCCAAAGUUUUGGUAGCCUCGGCUGUCUUUGCUGAGAAUGCCUCCCAGGUGGGAGGCUACGAAAAUGACACCGUCGACACCUGCGAGGGAUCCAGCGGGUGUCAACCAGGGGUUCUCCUCCCUGUUUGGCAGCCGGACAACCCGUCCUUGGGUGACAAGGCUGCCCGGGCGAUAGUCUACUUUGUAGCUAUGAUGUACAUGUUUCUAGGAGUCUCCAUCAUCGCCGACCGCUUCAUGGCCUCCAUUGAGGUGAUCACAUCCAAGGAGAAGGAGAUCACCAUCACCAAGUCCAAUGGCGAGACCAGCAUCGGCACUGUGAGGAUUUGGAAUGAGACGGUCUCCAACCUUACCCUCAUGGCAUUAGGAUCCUCUGCGCCCGAAAUACUCCUCUCGGUCAUUGAGGUCUGUGGCCACAACUUUGAAGCAGGUGAACUGGGCCCGGGUACCAUUGUGGGCAGCGCAGCCUUCAAUAUGUUUGUGGUCCUCGCUAUAUGCAUCUACGUCAUCCCGGCGGGGGAGAGCCGCAAGAUCAAACACCUGAGAGUCUUCUUUGUCACAGCAUCCUGGAGCAUCUUUGCUUACAUUUGGUUGUACCUCAUUCUUGCCGUCUUUUCGCCGGGGGUGGUAAAGGUCUGGGAGGCCUUGCUGACCCUCGUCUUUUUCCCUGUCUGCGUGGUUUUUGCCUGGAUGGCGGACAAACGCCUGCUCUUCUACAAAUAUGUCUACAAGAGGUACCGGGCAGACCCACGCAGUGGGAUCAUUAUCGGAACUGAGGGCGAGUUCCCAAAGGGGAUAGAGAUGGACGGCAGCUUUGUGGCCAAUGACCACCGGGAGAAUGUCUUUGUGGACGGAAGCACAGCCUCUGUAGCACCCCUACCCAUCACUACGCAGGAGGAGAAAGAGUUGGACGAGAGCCGCAAAGAGGUCAUCCAGAUCCUGAAAGACCUGAAGCAGAAGCACCCAGACAAAGAAUUGGAGCAGCUCGUUGAGAUGGCCAACUACUAUGCCCUCCUGCACCAGCAAAAGAGCCGAGCCUUCUAUCGUAUCCAGGCUACCCGCCUGAUGACCGGGGCGGGGAACAUCCUCAAGAAGCACAUCUCAGAGUACUCCAAGAAGUCUGCUAACCUGCUGGAGGUGCCCUCAGAGGCAGAGGUGGAGGAGAACUACAGCAAGAUCUUCUUCGAGCCAUUUAUGUACCACUGCUUAGAGAAUUGCGGUUCAGUCACUUUGACUGUGGCCUGCCAACAGGGCGGUGACACGUACAACACCUUCUACGUUGAUUACAAGACGGAGGACGGCUCGGCCAAGGCAGGUUCGGACUACGAGUACAGCGAGGGGACAUUGAUCUUCAAGCCAGGGGAGACCCAGAAGGAACUGAAGAUCGGCAUAAUCGAUGAUGACAUUUUUGAGGAAGAUGAGCACUUUUUCGUGCGGCUGCUCAACCUGCGGGUGGGGGAUGCGGAGGGCAUGUUUGAGUCAGACUCAGCUGACCACCCCAAGGGGCGGCUUGUGGCACCCUUGGUGGCCACAGUGACCAUUUUGGAUGAUGACCAUGCUGGCAUCUUCACCUUCCAGGACAAAUUGCUGAGAGUCAGCGAGUGCCAAGGGACCCUGGAGGUCAAGGUAAUCCGGAGCUCAGGAGCCCGUGGGACAGUCAUGGUCCCCUACCAGACUGUGGAAGGGACAGCAAGAGGAGGGGGCGUGGAUUACGAAGACUCCAGUGGGGAGCUGGAGUUCAAAGAUGAUGAAACAGUGAAAUCCCUCUAUGUGAAAAUUGUGGAUGUUGAAGAGUAUGAGAAGAAAGACAGUUUCUUUAUAGAGCUGGGGCAGCCACGGUGGCUGAAACGUGGCAUCUCAGUGGAUUCCGACAAAAAGCUCUCGGCCGAGGAAGAGGAGGCCCGGCGGAUUGCCGAGAUGGGCAAGCCCAUCCUUGGGGAGAACUCCCGCCUCGAAGUCAUCAUUGAGGAGUCCUAUGAUUUCAAGAACACAGUGGACCAGCUCAUCAAGAAAACCAACCUGGCGCUGGUGAUUGGCACACACUCCUGGCGAGAGCAGUUCCUAGAGGCAAUCACCGUGAGUGCGGGCGACGAAGAAGAUGAGGAGGAUGGCCGUGAGGAGCGGCUCCCUUCCUGCUUCGACUACGUCAUGCACUUCCUGACUGUCUUCUGGAAGGUUCUCUUUGCUUGCGUGCCCCCCACCGAGUACUGGAACGGCUGGGCCUGCUUCAGCGUCAGCAUCCUGGUGAUUGGCAUACUGACCGCCCUCAUCGGGGACCUGGCGUCUCACUUUGGCUGCACCGUCGGCCUCAAGGACUCUGUCAAUGCAGUCGUCUUUGUGGCCCUGGGCACCUCCAUACCAGACACCUUCGCCAGCAAAGUGGCCGCCCUGCAGGACCAGUGUGCCGACGCCUCCAUCGGCAACGUGACGGGCAGCAACGCGGUCAACGUCUUCCUGGGCCUGGGCGUGGCCUGGUCGGUGGCCGCCAUCUACUGGGCCUGCCAAGGGAAAGACUUUGAGGUGCAGACGGGCAACCUGGCCUUCUCCGUCACCCUCUUCACCAUCUUCGCCUUCAUCAGCAUCAGCGUCCUCAUGUACCGGCGCCGUCCACACAUAGGGGGCGAGCUGGGGGGGCCCCGAACCCCCAAAAUCCUGACAGCCAGCCUCUUCAUGGGCCUCUGGUUCCUCUACAUCCUCUUUGCCAGCCUGGAGGCAUAUUGCCAUAUCAAAGGCUUCUGA
Molecule: messenger RNA, 2781 nt
Organism: Euleptes europaea (tarantolino)
Lineage: Eukaryota; Metazoa; Chordata; Lepidosauria; Squamata; Sphaerodactylidae
Gene: SLC8A2
Product: solute carrier family 8 member A2
Exons: 6
Coding region: 1-2781 (926 amino acids)
Biological process (GO): sodium ion transmembrane transport; calcium ion import across plasma membrane; cell communication
Cellular component (GO): sarcolemma; postsynapse; axon
Molecular function (GO): calcium:sodium antiporter activity
Source: RefSeq, a predicted model, not a curated record